AGCGUCUAGGCGGCGGGGUUCCCGGCCUUCCCGUAAGCCCUCGAAGGAAGGGGAGAAGCAGGCGCCACCGUGCAGGACGCAACGCCCCGGGAAGCUGCCUUGAAGAGCGCCACCCACCGCUCCAGACUGUCCGCCGCUGAGACGCCGGCCAGGCCGCGAGCACAGUCUCCGUGUUGGGUGCGGUGCCUCAGGGCUCCCAGAGGCUGUCCAGCCCUAACGCCCAGUGGCUCGGCGGUGACACCAGCCCAGCUGGGCCAUGUCAAAAGGCCCUGAUUCUGCCCUGCUGCCCUCGACCCCGGGACCCCGGAAACUCGCACCCCGGAGCCUCAGCUGCCUCUCGGACAUGGAUGGACGAUCCUGCAGACCCCCGGGCUGUGACCCUCGCCUGCGGCCCAUCAUCCAACGACGCUCGCGCUCUCUGCCCACCUCCCCUGAGCGCCGUGCCAAGGCUGCAGGAGCCCAGGGCGCCGCGUGCGGAGCCGGCUGCAACCGGCAGGUCCGAGUGCGCUUCGCUGACGCGCUGGGCCUGGAACUGGCGCAGGUCAAGGUGUUUAACGCAGGCGAUGACCCGUCCGUGCCGCUGCACGUGCUGUCGCGCCUAGCCAUCAACUCGGAUUUGUGCUGCAGUAGCCAGGAUCUGGAGUUCACACUGCAGUGCCUGGUUCCUGACUUCCAGCCGCCCAUCGAAGUCCCGGGCUUCGGAGAUCGCCUGGCGCGGCAGCUCGUAUGCCUGGAACGUGUCACCUGCUCCGACCUAGGCAUCAGUGGCACAGUGCGCGUGCGCAACGUGGCGUUCGAGAAGCAGGUGACGGUGCGCUACACCUUCUCUGGCUGGCGCAGUGCGCACGAAGCAGUGGCGCGCUGGAGAGGGCCUGCGGGUGGUGAAGGUACCGAGGACAUCUUUGCCUUCGGCUUUCCUGUGCCUCCCUUCCUGCUGGAGCUUGGCUCCCAGGUACACUUCGCGCUGCGCUAUGGCGUGGCUGGUGCCGAGUACUGGGACAACAAUGAUGGUCAGGACUAUAGCCUUACUUGUCGCAGUCAUGCCCUGCACAUGCCACGCGGGGAGUGCGAGGAGAGCUGGAUCCACUUCAUCUGAACUGCAGGCUGUGAAUGUGGAGCUUCCACCUCUGCAGACCUGCAGUCCCUUUCCCACCAGUGCAGCUCUCAGAGCCGCCAUCUCCCAUCCCACCCUUCCUUCCCGGUUUCCUGGCCUCAUUUCUCACUGUGAAGCCCUGCGGCUGUAGCCUGGCCUGCCCUGUAGUGAAUUCUCUGGAGAGCCUGUCAGGGUCAGAAGACCAGGAGCCUGUGUAAUACAUUGUGGAGAGGGUGUGGGAGGGCAGAUGCAUGGGAUUGUGGUCCUCAACUUCAGGAGGACCCACAGGUCAGUGUUUUGCAAGAAAGGCCUUUUGCAUGUCUCUUCAAUGUCUAAACACAAGUAUCUGUUAUUUAUUAUUGUGACGUUAGCCUUCCACUCAUGGUGGACGCUUUCUCAGGAAUACUCUAGAUUUAAUCAGCUUAAAGAAGGCCUGUUGUCUGUUUGCACCCCCUGUAAUGUUUGUAAAGAAUACACAGUGUAGCCCACAUUAUGGUCCCUCGAGGCAUUUCCACCCUGGGAUAGUGAAAACCUGAGACCAUGUUUGCUUGCCAGUGUCUGUAGCCUUCUAACAGUGGAGACUAUUAAUAGCGAAGGCACUUAGAGCUCAUCUGUCAUCACACAACCAUUUCUGGGCUUCGAGGCUGCCCUGGUUAGCCGGUGCCUCCCACAUCAACGGCUCGGAAAGAGUGGACUGAAAAGCUUCCAACUGAGCAACUUAGCCCAGACAGUCCUUUCUCUUCAGGGACUGCCUGUUCACGAGUUUGUCUUCUACUGGUCUGGUUGUGGGUCUGUGUCUUAGCAGGCCAUAUUCUGUUUAAGUUUGAAACUACCUGAGCCUUUAAAAAGAUCUUGCCUUAAGUAAUUUCCGUUUUCAAGUGGCCACAGGGAUUCAGGCAGGCGUGCCCAUCCCAGAGACCUUUUCCACGAAAGAGGUGACUUUUUAAUUUCUAAGUAUGGAAAGGUUCCAGCAUCCAUAUUUUGGAAGCCAGCUUCCAAGUGAACCUGGGUGGUUCUUAGAAUUAGCCAGGGCACUGGAGGAAGAAUAAUUCACGGAUUUUUAUACAGCUAACGGGUUUUAAAUUGAACUGUUAUGUCAGGUUUCACAGAUGCCGGCCACUUUAUUCUUUGUGCCUUUGGUUAGGAAAGUUGCUAACUUUUUUUUUUACGGGUUUAAUUCCUAGUUUUAAGAUGUUACAUAGUUUAAAAAAAGAAAACAACCAAAACCUCCAACUUAGUCCAGACCGCUAGCUGACCCCUGCUGUUUAAAGCCCCCAUGGAGAAGCUGGCAAAUAUUUUUGGUGCUGAGCUUUGGGUCUCUCUGACAGCAGGUGCUAGAAUUGAGGUGGACAAGACCUCCAAGAUGGGACUUUUGCUUUUGAGACAGUGGAUGUCCCACAAUAAAACCACCCAGCCUUUGGCUGCUAGGACAACGCACUGCCUUGGCAUUCAAGAGUGAGUAGAGCUCAGUGGCAUUUCCCACUGCUUAAUGAGAUGUUCAAUUAGGUCAGCGAACCCCGGAGGGUCAUGGCAACUCUGUCCCUGGCCCCUGUCCAGAGUGCAAGAGAAUGGGCCAGACUCAAGUCAAAGUCAGGAGCACCGAUGCUCGAGAGUUCGUAGAGAGUUUUACAGUCCAUGGGAACGCCUCUCGCUUGUCCGCAGGUUCUGGUUACAGAAAAGUAAAGGACGCAUUAUCAAAAUCAAGAGAACCUGAAGGUGCCUUUUAAGACAUACCAACCAUUUGAAAUCUAAAACACAGAGAUAAUUCUGCUUGAUUAAACAAGUACAUAGUAAAUAAAAGCUGUAAAGAUAAUUCAGGGUGAACUUUCUGACCCCGAGACACAUUUAGGACUGUUGGGAUGUUAAAAUUGUGUCGACUGUGCACUCACUGAGUUGUGUUUUACUGCCUGUCAUUUAAAGUCAUUUUACUCAAGCCUGAAUAUUAAAGAACACGUGUGAAAAAACAAAAGUCCCUUUGU
Molecule: messenger RNA, 3072 nt
Organism: Rattus norvegicus (Norway rat)
Lineage: Eukaryota; Metazoa; Chordata; Mammalia; Rodentia; Muridae
Gene: Ppp1r3d
Product: protein phosphatase 1, regulatory subunit 3D
Exons: 1
Coding region: 257-1096 (279 amino acids)
Molecular function (GO): phosphoprotein phosphatase activity
Source: RefSeq, marked provisional